GACACACACACAGGUCCAUAAAGACGAAGAUGAUGAAGCUAGCUAUAAUUGCUGUCGCGUUGUUGACCUUUGUCCGUGAAGGUCAUGGUCAGACCGAGGGCGGCGUGUGCGCGGAGUCGUCUGCGGAUGCGUUCGCUGACCCGACGGGGGACUGCUCCAAGUUCUACCGCUGUGAAUCGGGCGCCUACAUGUCGUACGUGUGUACCGCCGGCAUGGUGUUCGACAGAACCCACUGCACCUGGCCAGAGAUGUCGAAAUCCACGUGCAAAACACCGACGAGAGGCAACGUUCCGUUAAUCCCAGUGGACCAGUCCACAAAAUGCAUUUACGCUUGUCCCACGACGGGAUCAACUGUCUAUCCAGACUGGGCCGACACGGGCAAGCUGUACGUGUGCAAGAACGGAGACCUGUUCCACGCGUCAUGUUCUGACCUGGGCACAAGUCCACUGUACCCGUACUUCGACCCCAGUUUCAAGUCGUGCGACCAGAUCCAGGCCGCACGCAAUAUAAACUUUUUGGUGCUUGCUAAGUAAACCUCGGUUUGACGUCUUGCGAAUGCUGUUCUUGGAACUGUUGUGCUGUUUUCUGUAAAAGCGACAUGAAUCGAUGUUAUGCAGUUUAAUAAAUUCGAAA
Molecule: messenger RNA, 633 nt
Organism: Gigantopelta aegis
Lineage: Eukaryota; Metazoa; Mollusca; Gastropoda; Neomphalida; Peltospiridae
Exons: 4
Coding region: 30-533 (167 amino acids)
Cellular component (GO): extracellular region
Molecular function (GO): chitin binding
Source: RefSeq, a predicted model, not a curated record